Molecule: messenger RNA, 1607 nt
Organism: Anneissia japonica
Lineage: Eukaryota; Metazoa; Echinodermata; Crinoidea; Comatulida; Comatulidae
Product: versican core protein-like
Exons: 1
Source: RefSeq, a predicted model, not a curated record
ACACUACAACAGAGGAACGAAAAGUCAUACAGAAAUCACCAGAAAUAGUUCCAAAAACAAUAAAGCCAAAAGUAACUACAGACAAAGUAGUUGUUGAUGAAAAAAUAACGAUUAAACCAACAGCAGUUUCAGAGACAACAACAGAGGAAGAAAAAGUAACACAAGAAACACCAGAAAGAGGGCCGAAGACAAUAGAGCCAACACUAACAACAAACCAAGUUAUUGUUGAUGACAAAAUAAUGAUUAAACCAACAGCAGUUUCAGAGUCAACAACAGAGGAAGAAAAAGUAACACAAGAAACACCAGAAAGAGGACCAAAGACGAUAGAGCCAACACCAACAGCAAACCAAGUUAUUGUUGAUGACAAAAUAACGAUUAAACCAACAGCAGUUUCAGAGUCAACAACAGAGGAAGAACAAGUCACACAAAAAACACCUGAAAGAGGACCAAAGACGAUAGAGCCAACACCAACAGCAAACCAAGUUAUUGUUGAUGACAAAAUAACGAUUAAACCAACAGCAGUUUCAGAGUCAACAACAGAGAAAGAACAAGUAACACAAAAAACACCAGAAAGAGGACCAAAGACAAUAGAGCCAACACCAAAAACAAACCAAGUUAUUGUUGAUGACAAAAUAACAAUUAAACCAACAGCAGUUUCACAAUCAACAACAGAGGAAGAACAAGUAACACAAGAAACACCAGAAAGAGGACCAAAGACAAUAGAGCCAACACUAACAACAAACCAAGUUAUUGUUGAUGACAAAAUAACGAUUAAACCAACAGCAGUUUCAGAAUCAACAACAGAGGAAGAACAAGUAACACAAAACACACAAGAAAGAGGACCAAAGACGAUAGAGCCAACACCAACAGCAAACCAAGUUAUUGUUGAUGACAAAAUAACGAUUAAACCAACAGCAGUUUCAGAAUCAACAACAGAAGAAGAACAAGUAACACAAGAAACACCAGAAAGAGGACCAAAGACAAUAGAGCCAACACUAACAACAAACCAAGUUAUUGUUGAUGACAAAACAACGAUUAAACCAACAGCAGUUUCAGAGACAACAACAGAGGAAGAACAAGUAACACAUGAAACACCUGAAAGAGGACCAAAGACGAUAGAGCCAACACUAACUACAAACCAAGUUAUUGUUGAUGACAAAAUAACGAUUAAACCAACAGCAAUUUCAGAGUCAACAACAGAGGAAGAACAAGUAACACAAAAAACACCAGAAAAAGGGCCAAAGACGAUAGAGCCAACACUAACAACAAACCAAGUUAUUGUUGAUGAAAAAAUAACGAUUAAACCAACAGCAGUUUCAGAGUCAACAACAGAGGAAGAACAAGUCACACAAAAAACACUAGAAAGAGGGCCGAAGACAAUAGAGCCAACACCAAAAGCAAACCAAGUUAUUGUUGAUGAAAAAAUAACGAUUAAACCAACAGCAGUUUCAGAGUCAACAACAGAGGAAGAACAAGUAACACAAGAAACACCUGAAAGAGGACCAAAGACGAUAGAGCCUACACUUACAACAAACCAAGUUAUUGUUGAUGACAAAAUAACGAUUAAACCAAUAGCAGUUUCAGAGUCAACAACAGAGGAUGAACAA